Messenger RNA from Purpureocillium takamizusanense, 1452 nucleotides. RefSeq lists its product as uncharacterized. Lineage: Eukaryota; Fungi; Ascomycota; Sordariomycetes; Hypocreales; Ophiocordycipitaceae. The record is from RefSeq and is a predicted model, not a curated record. The coding region runs from base 1 to 1452 and encodes 483 amino acids. The transcript has a single exon.
AUGAGCGCAAUCAAGACCUCUACGACGCCUGCGGGCAAUCCUGUCGGACCUGCCAAGCGUGACUGGUACCACACCACCAUGUUUAACAUAUCGGUCGUCGCUGUCUGUGCAUUUAUUGCACCUGGCCUGUGGGCGGCGAUGAAUGGCUUGGGGGGUGCUGGUGCCGCGGAUCCUCACUAUGUCAACGCCGCCAACUCGGUAAUCUUCUGCCUGCAGCUUCUGAUCUGUAUAUUCGGCAGUACCCUCAUCGCCAAGAUGAGCCUUCGCUGGGCGUUUGCUUUGGGCAUGGCGGGAUUCCCGGUCUACGCAGCGGCCAUCUACUGCAAUGUCAAGUACGGCAAUACCUGGUUCAUGAUGGUGGCGUGUGCCAUUGACGGAGUUACCUCUGGUAUCUUUUGGCUCACCGAGGGUGCCAUCGUCCUGGCAUAUCCGGAGAAGCACCGUCGAGGAAAAUACCUGGCCUACUGGCUUGCGAGUCGAAUUGUCGGUCAGAUGAUUGGCGGCUUCGUCACCCUUGGACUCAAUGCUCAUAGGAGGGAAGUUGGCGCCAUCAGUGUCAACACUUACCUCGUCUUCAUCUCCAUCCAGACGCUUGGCCCGUUCAUUGCCGCGCUGCUUUCCCCACCACACAAGGUCCAGAGGUCCAAUGGAGUCCCUGUUAUCAUCCAUCUACCACAAAACAUAAAGGAGGAACUCGCCAUCAUGUGGAGACUGUUGUGUCGCAAGGAAAUUCUCCUUUUGCUCCCCAUGAUCUUCCAAAGUGUCUUCUCCGAGGCGUUUUUCUCGACGUACAAUGCCACAUACUUCACUGUGCGUUCGCGCGCCCUGGCCUCCCUGGUUGCCAGCAGCUGUGUGGUCGUAUGCAACUUCUUGUUAGGCUUCUUUUUGGACUGGCGCAAGCCCACGUUGAACACGCGUGCGAUUGCUGCGUUUGUCGUCAUCUACACGUUUGAGACGGCCCUCUACAUCUACGCAAUGAUCAUGACGAAGAAAUACGAAGGAAUGGAGACCAAGCCCGUGUUCGACUGGGUCGACGACGGGUUUGGCCAGGGUGUUUGCGUCUACAUCUUUCUGCUCGUGGGCUUCAAUCUCAUGUACGACUACUUGUAUUGGCUAGUGGGCACUCUGAACCGCGAUGGAGCAGACAUCAUUCGUCUGAGCGCAGUCAUUCGAGGAGUCGAGAGCGCUGGCCAGGCCAUCUCGUACGGCAUCAAUUCGAUCGCGCAGGACAAAUUUCCUCUGUCGGGGGCUGUUGCGGUCAAUAUGUCGUUCUUCGCAGCCUGCAUCAUCCCUUCAGCCUUUGUCAUCUUCAAAAUCGGCAUCGUUGAUGGUGCCAAGGUUCAUGAGAUUAUCCAAGACGAGGAGAUGCCUGUGGCUGCAACCUAUUUAAAGGCAGAGAAGCCAGACGGAAGCCAGGAUCGUUCGGAUCCCGACGUUAAGGUGGUUGAGUAG